AGGAGGCCUAUCGGAAUUUAGUUUUGCGUGUGUAGUCUGGUUUCCGUAAGCUCCCUCUGUAAUCUUCAAUUAUAAUUUCCACUUUUGGAAAAUUUAAGCAAAUGUGUCAAAAUGUUCUAUGCGUUCCCAGGUGUCCACGAUGAAUGCGUUUCUAGUUUGAAGAGGAGGGAUUAAUUACGGUUACUGAACUCUUUACUGAUAAGUGGCUUAAACAGGAACUUGUGUAAAAUCGAAAGAUAAGAAAAGUUCAACAAUUGAACGAGUAAUUAUUUAAUUUUGGGUGAUGGGAGAAACUGUGUUGGGAAAAAGGAACUGGGAACAGUUCCCUUGCCAGCCCAUUCCCAUAGUUUUUUUAGAAACCCACCUCACAGCUAAUCUCCGCUCUACAACCGCUGACAAGCCUCAAUCAACGUUGCGCUUUUUCCUGAGAGUGUAAUGACAGUUUAUAACCCGGUUGUAAAACGUCUCUAUUUAACACUUAUUACUAUUGUGAUGAAUUCGUCAUCAAGGCCUUCACUUGUGACUAGGAAAGAAUUCACUGUGCAAAUUACGGACUCGGUAACUUUUAAUAAAAACAAAUAUUGGAGGAACAUUUAUCGUACAUAUUUUUUUAUUGUUGUGUCACUAAAGUAAAUCUCGCCUAAAGCUUUCCUUACCUUGAUAUCAGGAAGUUUCUGUACGUUCCCACUUCGUGAUAUUUCUUGAUCCUAGGGGCACGAAAAUAAAUUGUACACCCCAUGAAAUCAAACUUUUAAAAAUAUACUUCGUAUAAUUCAUUGAUUAACAUGUCUCUUACGAUUUUUACAAACGUGAGGCACAACUAGGCUAUGACGUCAGAUCGUGAGUCAGCUGUGCAGUCAGCUGAAACCGGGAGUACAGUACUCACUUCCGGAGACUAGGUAGAGUCUAUUUUUGUUGUAUCGACGUCAUUCACUCGGAAGUCAAUAGUCGGCCAUCUUGUCAAGACCUUCAGUGUUUUAGUGAAAGAACUUCGGCAAAGAGUGCCGCAAUCCUCACUGGUACCCCAUCGGUUUUUAAGGAUGGGGAUAUUUUCAAAUUCUGCAAAUUUUGAUUCUCAUCUUGAAAAAGCAACGAGUCAGCUUCUUUUAGAGCCAGACUGGAAUAGUAUUCUUCAAAUUUGUGACUGUAUCCGACAAGAAGAUGUGAACCCCAAAUACGCAAUAGCGGCUAUAAAGAAAAAGGUGUUGGACAAGAAUCCUCGCGUUGCGAAAUUUGGAUUGAUAGUGUUAGAAGCAUGUGUGAAGAAUUGUGGGGCUCCUAUGCAUAAAGAAGUUGCUACAAAAGAGAUCAUGGACUGCUUCAGAGAGCUCGCCAAAUCAAGCCCAGAUCCAGUCAAAGAGCAAAUUCUUAGCAUGAUUCAGACAUGGACGACUGCAUUUCGUAAAGAGCCAAAAUAUAAAGUUGUCCAGGAUACCUUCAACCUCAUGAGAAUGGAAGGUUAUAAGUUUCCUCCAAUAAAUGAUUCAAGUGAUGCCUUAUUCACAGCAGAAACAGCUCCAGAAUGGGCAGAAGGUGAUGUCUGUCACAUGUGUAGGGUCAAGUUUUCCACAUUUCAAAGACAGCACCACUGUAGGAACUGUGGCCAAGUAUUCUGCCAGAAGUGUUCAUCUAAAAAUUCCAUUAUCCCACACUAUGGAAUAGAAAGAGAAGUUAGAGUUUGUGAUCCUUGUUUUUUCAAGAUCAACCCAUCAGCAGGAAAAAGCGAAGAAGGCAGUUCUAAGAAGUCUGACAAAGAAAAAAAAUCUGCAGACUCUGAUUUGCCAGCAGAAUAUCUUAACAGUCCUCUUAGUCGUGAGUCACAGGUUCCUACGAAGAAGACUGAACAAGAAAUUCGAGAUGAAGAGGAGGAGGAGCUGCAGUUGGCUAUGGCAUUGUCACUGUCAGAAGAGGAAGCAACUAAAGAUAUGCGAGCACAUCCAAGCAUUAAACCAUCUCCCUAUAAUGUAGUCUCAGAGCAACCUUACAACUCACACAGGCAGUCCGGUGGCCUAUAUGCUUCUCCAGAUGUUGAAACUGAUUCAUCCAGCAUGGAUCCAGAGCUUGCAAGAUAUCUGAAUCGCUCAUACUGGGAAGAGAGGAGUGAAAGGCAAACAACAAGAGAGAGAACAAGCCCACCAGCCAGUGCACCAGCACAAACCCAGGCUAAUAAUCACACAGAGACGAGAGUUGGUGGAUUAAAAGGAAAAAAGAAAAAGAAGGGAAGGAAAUCGCAGAGAGACAACAAUGAACCCAUGGCUAAUAACAACACGCUUGCUGUUGAAGGCGUAAAUUCAGAAGUGUCUGAAGUGACAGAUGCUAUGGUGAAAUCAUUUCAAAGCAACGUUGAAAUGCUGUUAGACAGAAUGCAGAGAAUUUCCGGUCAAGGGAAGCAUAUCGCUAUGGAUGCUACAGCGCAGUCAUUAUUCCAAACUGUCAGCGCAAUGCAUCCCCAGAUAUUGAGACUCAUAGAAGAGCAAGAAGAGCGAAAAGCUAAAUACGAGGCACUUCAAGUGAAACUUGGCCUUGUGCAUGAAGCGCGUGCAUCCUUGGAUGAGAUGCGAGAACAACACCGUGAAAAAGUUCGUCAGCAGGAACUUGAACAGGAUAUGCUACGACGGAUGCAAAUUGAACAAAAGCUGGAGCUGAUGAGGCAGCAGAAGGCAGAGUACUUAGCUUACCAGCAGCGUUUGCAGGCCGAGCGACAAGCAGUCAUUGAACAACAACAACAACAGCAACAACAGAGAAUACACUAUCAAAGACAGAUGAACCCAUCGCAGCAACAACAGCAGCAGCAGCAAAACCCAUACGCUGGAGUGCAGUAUCCACCCACGGGGGAGUCCAGUCCGUACUCUUCCAUGAAUUACGCUCCGAUGACUGCAGCCGGUACACAACCUUAUAAUGCUCAAAAUCCACUUGCAGGCUACACCCCUACUGUCCCUGCCGGAUAUCAGGCCCCUGAUGCCCCACCACUGUCUCAGUACUCUUCUCGACCUACAGCAGAAGGCUAUAAACCCACCGCCCAGGCGGACUAUAUGCCAUACAGGAACGAAGUGCCAGCCCCUCAAACAGAGUUCCAACCCCAGCCGAGCUCGCUUGAGUAUCAGCCACCAUCAUAUGCAUCUCAAGUUCCACCUGAGUCUGGUCCAUCUUCUCUUCAGCCUUAUAGUCUUGGGGGGUCUCUCCCGGUUCCCACUGCCCCUGCACAAGUACUUCCCCAAGCACCUCCUCCUCAGUAUGCUCAGGUUAGCUCUCAGCAGCCUGGCCCUCCGCCUCUGUAUGGACAGUCUGCGGGUCAGCAGCCACCAAAGCAACCUACGCCACAGAAUCAGUUCCUAGCCACAACACCUCCAGGGAAACAACCCCAGUAUAACCAGGUACCACCCCCCCAAACCCAGUCCCAAUACCCACAACAUCCACAAUAUUCCAAUCCAACGGAAGUAUCACUGGUACCAGAGGUAGCUCCACCCCAGUACCCUCAACACCCAACCCAGGCCCCACAGCCUAAGACGCAGUCAUUUCCUGUUCCACAAGGGAAUGGCUUUCCUCCAACAAUGGAUGCCUCAAGAGGAUCAUCUCAGAUGCAGUUCAACUCAGCACCAACUCAACCACAACUCAACAUGGUUCCACCCAGUGGUCCUUCUUCAUUUCAGCAAGGACCUCCUCCGUUGCAACAAGGAGCCCCAGUGCAGCAAGUCCACCCAAUGCAGCAAGGCCAACCAAUGCAGCAAGGUCAACCAAUGCAGCAAGGUCCACCAAUGCAGCAAGGCCAACCAAUGCAGCAAGGGCAUCCCAUGCAACAGGGCCCUCCAGGGCAACAAGCAUAUGAACCACAACAACAGCCUCAACAGUUUGUACCUCAGCAAGGCUAUCAGCCAGGUCCUGGUCAACGAGUGCCACAGCAAUUUGGAUCAGCAUCGCCGCCCCAAGGUCCACCUUCCCAGAGACAAUUGACAGAUCUAGAGCUAAUCUCUUUUGAUUAAAGGAAACCGUGGAUUCCGCAUGUAUAAAUAAUUACAGUUGCAUUUUUCUUGAAUAGUUUUAGGGUUUGAUUAAUGAUGUACCCAGUUAAUGGUCAGGAGAUUGUUUUUUUUAAAGGACAUAAUUUCUGUCCAGGUGGAAAUGUAAAAAGCGACCAUUGAGGCGACCGUAUGGAUAGUUUUGUAUAUUUGUGUUUUAUUUACCACCAUUUACAACUUAAGAAAUAUUUACUGCGGGCCUGAUAGGUCUUACUUGUAAAAUUUAGAAGUAUCUUUUCUUGAAUUGUUUACCAGCUUCUACUCGAAAAUCAAAAUGGCCUGUGCCAGCUGCUCGCCGUAAUGAUGAAUGGAAUUAUUGAUUAUAUAUUCUGUCGUCACCAGUUAUUAACUUUAUUUUUCUUUAGUCAUAGUUUGUAUUCUCGAGAGUGGAAUAAAUCGUAGAUAUAAUAAAAUAGCACAAAACCAGUGCAUUCGUUUGUUUCUUCUUAGCUUUCUUCGGCUUUUCUCUAUUCAUGUUUUUAGUGGUUUUAUGCUCAGUGGACACAUGACGUCUUUUGAAAUUGAUCUGACAAUAGAAAUCAAAUGCCAGUCUUGGUUAUGCUAAUAUCCCACUUUAUUAAACUCGUGUCUGAUGACAGACUUUAGCUUCCGUCUUUUAGUAAUCACGAAAAAGUGAUUGUCAAGGUAUUCUCAUUAACCCAGCGUUUGGAAUACCAGAUAAAGUUGGUAGUUCGAAAUAUAUCUGUACUCUGUUGGAGACGUGGGUUUAGAAUUCAAAAAAAUUAACAAAGAUAGUCAGAAGAAAAUGGCAAAGAAUCAUUUGGACGAAAGCAAAAAAACAAGAAAUAGACUCUAGAGCACAAAAUUUACUGCUUAAACAGUUUUGUUUGGGUAAAAAUCGACGCAAGUAGCUGAUGAAAUUUCUAAAACGUGGUACAGGCUCAAAAUGAUAAUUCUAGUGAAUAGUUAGAAAUUUAAGCCUUUUUUUGAACGUUAGGUUUCUGCAUUCACACUCACAAAGAAGACAGCAGUUGUGUUUCUUAUUAAAAAAAAUGGAAAAUCAA
Stylophora pistillata is the source of this 5041-nucleotide messenger RNA. RefSeq names its product hepatocyte growth factor-regulated tyrosine kinase substrate. Gene Ontology annotation, cellular component: early endosome. Gene Ontology annotation, molecular function: phosphatidylinositol binding; metal ion binding; ubiquitin binding. Gene Ontology annotation, biological process: endocytic recycling; receptor internalization. The record is from RefSeq and is a predicted model, not a curated record. NCBI's taxonomy places the organism in Eukaryota, Metazoa, Cnidaria, Anthozoa, Scleractinia, Pocilloporidae.